GGUAGCAAGGCGGUGCUGUAUGUAUACACACUCGGAAUUGUUAAAAAUCCAUCGUGAAAUAUACUCUUGAGAAUCACUUAAGAUAAAUUGAAAAUCAUUAGAUACCUGAGUGAUAAGUGAUUUGUUUUUCAAACCUUCAGUUGUAAGUUCAAUUUCAUUGUGAGUGCUCAAAAAUGACUGAAAAAGAAACGGACUCUACAGGAACAUUAAGUAUGGGACCACAUACUUUGAAAGUUCCAAUAGUACUUUUUGAGACCAAUAGAAAAAGAUUAGUAGAAAAAUUGAAGGACAAACACGAAGGUUCGAUUGUUUUGCUACAAGGAGGAUCUGAAAUUUCCUUUUACGAUACUGACACUGCGUAUGUUUUUCGACAGGAAUCCUAUUUCAUGUGGUGUUUUGGAGUAGUUGAAGCAGAAUGUUAUGGGGCAAUUGACAUAUCUACUGGAGAAUCGUAUUUAUUUUUUCCUCGCUUUCCCGAAGAAUAUGCUGUUUGGAUGGGGCCACUUACACCACUGAUAGAGUUCCAGAAAAAAUAUGGUGUAAACCAUGUCCACUAUGUCGACCAGAUUGAUGAAAUACUUGGAAAAAUAAGCCCAACAAAACUACUCACUUUGACUGGUGUGAAUACUGAUAGUGGGUUGAAAGCUAAAGAAGCUCAUUUCGAAGGAAUCAAAAAGAGAGUAAUCAAAACUCCGUAUGAAAUCGAAGUCAUAAAAUAUGUGGUUCGUGUUUCGUCAGAAGCUCAUAGACAUGUUAUGCGUUUUGCCAAAUCUGGAUUGUUUGAAUACCAGUGCGAGUCGGAAUUUUUGAAUUUCUGUUACAAAAAUGGAGGUUGCAGGCAUGUAUCUUACACCUGCAUCUGUGGAUCUGGUCCCAAUGGAGCCGUUCUUCAUUAUGGGCACGCUGGUUGUCCCAAUAAUUAUCAAUUGGUCGAUGGUCGUUUAUGCUUGUUCGAUAUGGGCGCAAACUAUUUUGGCUAUGCUGCCGAUAUAACUGUAACCUUUCCAGUCUGUAGAAAAUUUUCUCCUGAUCAAAAACUGAUUUAUGAAGCGGUACUAAAAGCGAAUCUAGCAGUUAUGAAAGCGGGAAAACCAGGAGUUUCUUGGGUCGACAUGCACAUACUGGCGAAUAGAACCCUACUGGAAGAACUAAAAAAUGGGGGACUUUUGCGCGGAUCUGUAGAUGAAAUGAUGGAGGCUGAUAUUGCAGCAAUUUUCCAACCGCACGGCUUAGGGCACUUGAUGGGUUUGGAUGUUCAUGACGUUGGUGGCUAUCUUGAAGGGUAUCCUGAACGUCCUAGUAGGCCGGGGCUUAAAAGCCUACGAACAGCUAGAAUAUUAGAGGAAAAUAUGGUUCUUACCAUUGAGCCUGGCUGUUAUUUCAUUGAUUCUCUACUGGAUAAAGCUUUAACCAAUCCUAAACAAUCCAAAUUUUUGAUACCCCAAGUGUUGCAGAGAUUCAGAGCAUUUGGAGGCAUUCGAAUAGAAGAUGAUGUACUGGUCACAAAAGAUGGGAUUGAAAAUUUAACAAUGGUACCUAGAACAGUUCAAGAGAUAGAAGAAUUUAUGAGAAGCGAGGAUGAUAAUAUGCCAUAACUCAUCCUCAUUCCGAGAUAAAGUUGUUGAAUCCAGAAAUGUCAUUAUUUUUAUAUUCAUAUCUUCAGUAAAAACUAUCUAAUUUUGAAAUUUU
Molecule: messenger RNA, 1689 nt
Organism: Leptinotarsa decemlineata (Colorado potato beetle)
Lineage: Eukaryota; Metazoa; Arthropoda; Insecta; Coleoptera; Chrysomelidae
Product: xaa-Pro dipeptidase
Source: RefSeq, a predicted model, not a curated record